Messenger RNA from Crotalus tigris (Tiger rattlesnake), 1662 nucleotides. Its product is annotated as Fanconi anemia group J protein homolog. Bases 538 to 1530 code for a protein of 330 amino acids. Gene Ontology annotation, molecular function: DNA binding; hydrolase activity, acting on acid anhydrides, in phosphorus-containing anhydrides; ATP binding. Gene Ontology annotation, cellular component: nucleus. Gene Ontology annotation, biological process: double-strand break repair involved in meiotic recombination; nucleotide-excision repair. The record is from RefSeq and is a predicted model, not a curated record. Lineage: Eukaryota; Metazoa; Chordata; Lepidosauria; Squamata; Viperidae. The transcript is spliced from 8 exons.
UGGCUGGGGAAUUCUGGGAGUUGAAGUCCACCCAACUCAAACCAUGGCUGGCUGGGGAAUUCUGAAGUCCACAUUGUAAUCACACUUUAACCUUCUUCCCAUAAUCCACUGUCCAUCUUGCGCACUCAAAGAUCAUGAGGCGCUAUAGAGUCAGUGUCAAGGGAUCAAAGCCUCUACCAGUUCGAAAGACCCUUCAUGGUGUUGCGUUAGGGGUCUUCCCCUCAGCCAACUGAAUGUGAAUUCCUCAAAUUCUUGGAUUAGCCGGCGGAAUUCACGCCAACCCAACAGAAGACCACUAAUCUGUCCCCGAAAGCAAGACCGGGAGAUCUAGGCCGCGAGGUAUCUAAGCAACCGAAGGACACCGGAAGCCGCGCUACCGACGGCUCUCGUUGGCGCUUCCAGCUCACCGCUGAUUGGCAGAAAGGCCGGAAGGGGGCGGACGCAGCCGAGGCGGGAAGGAAGGUUCGAAGUCGGAAAAAGCGAGUGAAGAAGCGCUUGGCACCCUGAGGUGGAUUGUCCUGAAAAGUCAACGUGAUUAUGGCAUUACAAACAUCAGAAUACACCAUUGGUGGAGUGAAAAUUAUCUUCCCUUGUAAGGCUUAUCCAUCACAGCUUGCUAUGAUGAAUGCAAUUGUGAAGGGGCUGAGCUCCAAGCAACACUGCCUGCUGGAGAGUCCCACAGGAAGUGGAAAGAGCUUGGCGCUGCUCUGCUCUGCGCUGGCCUGGCAGCAGUCCCUUUAUGGUGAGGCCUUAGAUAAACCGCUGGAUGACUCAAAAGAAUGCAAGAAGACUGGGGCUUUGAAACCGUGCCGCUGCCCAUGCCAUGCUAAAUCGUCUGGUCAGGAUCUACAAGGAGGCAGCCAAAGCACAUCUUCUUUCUUCCCCAACCAUGCAACAGAGACCUCACCAGGCAGUGGAAGUAGCUCAUUCAACAAAGAAAGCCUCUCACGAACGACAUUGGCUUCAAAACUGUCUGCCAAACAGCAAGCCUCGUCCCAUGAAGAAGACGACAGCGACAACGAUUUCAAAGUAGAAAGGAAGAGGAUUCGUUCACUCGAAGCAGAGAACCAGGCGAGAAAGCGAUAUCGGCUGGCCACAGGAACCCAGCUGGUGGAUGCUUUGGAAGUUCACGAACAGCGGAAAAAUGGGGAAUUGACUGUGACUCUUGGGAAAAGUGAUCCUUCCUCACUUAAAACCUUACAACCGCCCAAUCCCUGCACCACGUGUUCUUGCUCCGAUCUUGAGCAAAACACCAAAAAUGCUUCUGAGGCCAAGAAGGAGAAUGGAGGGAAGUUGCCGAUCCCCAAAAUAUUUUUCGGCACCCGAACUCACAAGCAAAUAGCUCAGAUUGUGAAGGAGCUGCACCGGACUCGCUACUCAAGAGUGCGCAUGACCAUUCUGUCAAGUAGAGAGUAUUCCUGCGUCCAUCCACGGGUCUCCCGAGGGAGCAACAAGAAUGAAAAGUGCUCAGAGUUGCUGGAAGGAAAAGAGAUAGAAAACAUCAGACUUGGGAUUUGGAAGAAUUGGUGAGCUUGGGAAAGAAACUCCGAUCCUGCGCCUACUUUGCAGCUCGUGAGCUAAUGGCGUAUGCCGAGAUUGUGUUCUGUCCAUACAACUAUCUUUUGGACUCUCAGAUAAGAGAAAGCGUAAGUAUGAAUAUCA